AUGGGUAUUGGGGAUGAGCCGGAUGUACCACCUCCAUCCGGGAGUGCCAAGCCACCACGUCCACGAUCAAAUAAAAAAAGAUCGUGGACGUGGGAACAUUUCACCAAGGUUGACGGUGAUCCCUCGGAACCGCACGCAGCUUGCAACCAUUGUGGCCAAGAAGUUGGAUGUCAUUCAAAGAAACAAGGCACUACUGGAUUGAUAUCACAUCUAAAUGGUUGCCAGAGGUAUAAGAUAGCGAAGGGAUUGGCGGCCAAAGAUCAGACAACGAUGAGUUAUGAAACUUCUACUGCGACUGAUGGUACGCAAGUUAAGAAAAUGGUUAUCCCUCAAUACAGUGAGAAGUUGUUGAGAGAUGCGCUUGCCGAGAUAAUCAUUGAAGAUGAGAUGCCUUUUAUGACAGUUGAAAAAAGAGGGUUCCGCAAGUUUGUCAAGCUCAUUGAGCCACGAUUCCCAAUGCCGUCACGCACACUACAUUGA
Carya illinoinensis is the source of this 480-nucleotide messenger RNA. Its product is annotated as zinc finger BED domain-containing protein RICESLEEPER 4-like. The coding region runs from base 1 to 480 and encodes 159 amino acids. Gene Ontology annotation, molecular function: DNA binding. NCBI's taxonomy places the organism in Eukaryota, Viridiplantae, Streptophyta, Magnoliopsida, Fagales, Juglandaceae. The record is from RefSeq and is a predicted model, not a curated record. The transcript has 2 exons.